This is a messenger RNA of Lachancea lanzarotensis, 1362 nucleotides long. Its product is annotated as LALA0S04e02762g1_1. The transcript has a single exon. NCBI's taxonomy places the organism in Eukaryota, Fungi, Ascomycota, Saccharomycetes, Saccharomycetales, Saccharomycetaceae. Gene Ontology annotation, molecular function: acetylesterase activity; monoacylglycerol lipase activity. The coding region runs from base 1 to 1362 and encodes 453 amino acids. Gene Ontology annotation, biological process: medium-chain fatty acid biosynthetic process; medium-chain fatty acid catabolic process. The record is from RefSeq and is a predicted model, not a curated record.
AUGCCUAUACCUUUGGUCAAUCCCUUCCAUUGGGGCUAUCAUGGUAUAGUAGAGCAGGUUUCGAACCCUCAAGGAACUGUUCCUUUGAAGUUGAAGGACAAGGAAAGCACUAUUGAAUUGAAUAAGUUUAUCACCGAAAAAGUACCUGGAUUAAGCGAUCAGACGAAAUUUGAAUUGCAUCCUGCAUUGUUUACAGGGUAUCUUCAAACUUUGUAUCUUGGGGCUGCGGAUUUUUCAAAGAGCUUUCCAGUUUUUUAUGGUCGGGAAACUGUCAAGUUUUCAGAUGGUGGGAUAUGCACUGCUGACUGGGUGAUGAAGGACUGGGAGUCGAAGUACGACUUGAAAAUUGACAGCAAGGGUUCAAGAUUUGAUUCGAAGAAAUUCAAUGCUGACGAGGUGGCUACACAUCCUGAAAGUUGGCCUCGUUUGCACCCAAGAACCCGGUUUUUAACCGAGCACGAAAAAACGGAAGCUCAUCAGAGUGAAAAACCACUUGUAGUAGUGAUCCAUGGACUGGCUGGUGGUUCCCACGAGCCUAUUAUCCGGUGUCUGACUCGAGAUCUUUCUCGCACUAGUGAUGAAAAGUUUGACGUGGUGGUUUUGAAUUGUAGAGGUUGUGCACGGUCUAAAAUAACCACUCGCAAACUAUUCUACGCGCUUUUCACCAAUGAUAUAAGAGAAUUCUUGAAGCGUGAAAAGGAGCGGCACCCGACAAGAAAGAUCUACGCAGUUGGUUUUUCCUUUGGUGGCACUUUGCUGGGUAACUACCUGGGCGAAGAAGGUGAAAAUACUCCUGUUGAAGCGGCCGCAUUUUUGAGUACUCCAUGGGAUCUCUACCAAUCGUCUUUAAAGAUGAACGGAGACUGGUGGUCACGCACUUUAUUUUCGAAGAGCAUUGCUCAAUUUUUAACUAGAUUGGUCAAGGUUAACCUUGCAGAACUAGAAUUCAAAGAGGGCGAUGAGAAACCAAUCGAGCCACCGACCCCAAAAAACCCUUCGUUCUGCGACUUUACAAAAGAGAAUUUGAAAAAGGCCCACGGCUUCAAUUCGACUCUAGAGUUCGACAACAUGUUUACCGCUCCUUGUCUUGGUUUCAAAAAUGCACAUGAUUACUACAAAGCAUGUGGAUCUAUCCACGAACUUCCUAACGUCAGGAUUCCCACAUUGAUUAUCAAUUCGAAGGACGAUCCCGUUGUAGGAGAAGACUCUAUUCCUUAUUCGACCGUCAGGGAGAACUCGAACUUGACCCUUUGCGUUACCGAUCUAGGCGGUCACUUGGCGUACCUAAACAAGAAUUACGAGUCCUGGGCUACCGCCCAAAUUACAGAUUUCUUGGACAAGUUCGAAGAAUUUGUCCAAUGA